Messenger RNA from Microtus oregoni (creeping vole), 3112 nucleotides. RefSeq names its product ankyrin repeat domain 34A (gene Ankrd34a). The record is from RefSeq and is a predicted model, not a curated record. The transcript has 3 exons. NCBI's taxonomy places the organism in Eukaryota, Metazoa, Chordata, Mammalia, Rodentia, Cricetidae. Gene Ontology annotation, molecular function: protein binding. Bases 636 to 2123 code for a protein of 495 amino acids.
UUCAGCCAUUGCUCUGCCCUUUUCCUCUCUCUUGUGGACACCCCUUAAAAUACAGGGGGAAAGGAAUCUGAGAGUGCCCCCUUGCCCUAAAAAAUGCCCGGAGAGAGCUAGCUAGCUACCUUCCUCACAUUCCUAAGGGACCCACGGGAACUGAGAUCUAAGUGUCUCUGUGGUGAUGUUUGAGAGAGGUGCAGCGGGGAUAUAUUGCUGUCUGAUUUCAGAGGCUAUACUCUCCCUGAUAUUUCAACUACAUCUCCUGCCUCUUUCUGAUCUGUGUGGACGCCGCUGCAGAUCCCAUCCGCCUCCCUCCAGUCCUCUGCACAGUGCCAUAUGCCGUGUGUGGCAGUCAGGUCUGGCAUACUGGAGCUCAUGGAGAUCUGCUGAAGCUCAACGAAGAAUCAGAAUCGGAAUGCUUCCUGAAUGGGUCGCAGGAGAGUCCCCUAAGGAGCGCUUAGGUCCCAAUUGCAAGCUGCUUCCUUCCCCCCACUCAAUUUUUGGGGAUGUGGCAGUCUAAAAGAGGGCUAGGCUUUACCACCAAGACCUCAGGCCUCUCCCAACCACCACCCCCACACUCCUAGCCAUCUUCGGCAGGUCCCAUUCCUGGCUCCAUCGGUGCUUUCGCCCGAGCCGCAGCUAUGCUACACACCGAGGGCCACGCUCUUCUUCGGGCGGUGGGUCAGGGUAAGCUUCGCUUGGCCCGUUUGCUUCUGGAGGGAGGAGCCUACGUGAAUGAGGGUGAUGCCCAGGGGGAAACUGCGCUAAUGGCGGCCUGCAGGGCCCGCUACGAUGACCCUCAGAACAAGGCACGCAUGGUACGCUACCUCCUGGAGCAAGGCGCGGACCCCAACAUCGCAGACCGUUUAGGACGCACCGCGCUCAUGCACGCUUGCGCCGGGGGUGGGGGAGCAGCAGUGGCCUCUCUGCUUCUUGCCCACGGCGCAGACCCCUCAGUCCGAGAUCACGCUGGCGCUUCGGCGCUUGUCCACGCCCUGGACCGCGGGGACCGUGAGACCCUUGCCACGCUGCUGGACGCCUGCAAGGCCAAGGGCACGGAGGUCAUCAUCAUAACCACGGAUACCUCGCCCUCGGGCACCAAGAAGACCAGGCAGUAUCUCAAUUCCCCACCGUCCCCGGGGGUGGAGGAUCCUGCACCCGCUCCUCCUAGUCCAGGGGUCUGCACGUCGCCUUCUGAAGUCCAGCUGCAAACUGCAGGAGGAGGACGGAGCUUGUUAUCCCCUCGCGCCCAGGAAGAAGAGGAGAAAAGAGACAUAUUUGAAUUUCCUGUUCCUAAGCCCCCUGACGACCCUUCCCCUUCCGAGCCUCUCCCCAAGCCGCCUCGACAUCCUCCAAAACCACUCAAAAGGCUCAACUCUGAGCCCUGGGGCCUUGUGGCUCCUCCUCAACCGGUCCCUCCUGCCGAAGGAAGGCCGGGGAUGGAGCGCCUGGCCGCUGAAUUUAACGGCCUGACCCUAACCGGUAGACCGCGUCUUUCCCGGCGUCACAGCACCGAAGGCCCGGAGGACCCGCCCCCAUGGGCGGAGAAAGUGACAGGCGGGGGUCCUCUCUCGCGCCGAAACACAGCGCCCGAGGCUCAGGAGUCUGGUCUUCCUGCAGGGCUAAGGCAAAAACUGAGCCGCAUGGAGUCCGUGGAGCUCGAUACCCCUGGACAUUUUUGCCCUGACUCACCCGAGUGCAGCCGCUUAUCCCUGGAGCGCCGGCGGUACAGCGCCUCUCCGCUGACCCUCCCUCCAGCGGGCUCAGUUUCUUCUCCGCGCCAGUCCCAAGAGAGUCUGCCCGGGGCUGUAUCCCCGCUGAGCGGACGGAGGCGGAGUCCCGGGCUGCUGGAACGCAGGGGUUCCGGGACCCUGCUCCUGGACCACAUCUCGCAAACGCGACCUGGUUUCUUGCCUCCUCUCAACGUCAGCCCCCACCCUCCCAUCCCCGACAUCCGCCCCCAACCCGGAGGUCGGGCACCCUCACUGCCUGCCCCUCCUCAUUCUGGGGCACCAGGGUCUCCCAGGACCAAGCGCAAGUUGGUGAGACGCCACUCCAUGCAGACUGAGCAGAUUCGCCUGCUAGGGGGUUUCCAGAGUCUAGGCGGGCCAGGGGAACCGGGGCGCUGAGUGAGAGCCACCAAGGAGGGGGAGGGUCAGGCCCCAUGGCGGGAGAACCAGCUGAUACCUCAGACACGGGAUCUCUUGCAUGUGCUCACGGCACUGUGCACGCACACAUGGGUAAGCAUGUGUCCACAAGCACAGUACACUCACUAGCGAGGAAGGAUAAAUACUGUGUUUACUGGGCGUAUAGAACCACGCAUUCGUGUCCUGGUCUUUUCACACGCACACGGGAUUAAUUGGGUGCCCAGAGGCACAGCACACCAACAGAGGACCACAUGUGCUAGGGUCCUAGACUCACUGGCAUUUGUUCAGAAGCAGCAGGGAGCCCCCACUUAAGGAUGGUCUCCUGUAUCUUUGCCCUCCUGGAAAAGCGAUCCCUUGCUUUCUAUGUAUGCCCUGAAACGCGGCCUAUCGUACUUUCGCAUACGCUGCUUUCUCUUCAUGAAUCUCUCUCCCCUUCGCAUACGCUGCUUUCUCUUCAUGAAUCUCUCUCCCCUUCGCAUACGCUGCUUUCUCUUCAUGAAUCUCUCUCCCCUUCGCAUACGCUGCUUUCUCUUCAUGAAUCUCUCUCCCCUUCGCAUACGCUGCUUUCUCUUCAUGAAUCCCUCUCCCCUUCGCAUACGCUGCUUUCUCUUCAUGAAUCCCUCUCCCCAUUCUGCAGGUCUUGCUUCUCCAUGCCUGGCUCCUUGCUCACACCCGGCUUCCAUCCGCUUUUCAGAAUGUCUUCACUUUUCUUAGGGUUCCCGCAACAGCGCCCAGUCUCGGUUCUGUUGCUGCCUUCCAUGCUCUCAACUUGCUUUUUAUUCCCACCCUGCACCCCACCCCCCAAAACACACACCACUACAGAUCGUCCUGGUUACUCCAGGGGGUGGGUCAUGGGCUCGAAGCUGAUCUUCUGUGUGUCUGAGCUUAUGAACACCCCUACAGGUAGAAGUGGGCAGUAAGCCUAAGCCAGCCCCCCUUGCCACUUGACAUGUCAAAUAAAUGUGUUCCGA